Fraxinus pennsylvanica is the source of this 750-nucleotide messenger RNA. The record is from the annotation of a GenBank genome assembly. NCBI's taxonomy places the organism in Eukaryota, Viridiplantae, Streptophyta, Magnoliopsida, Lamiales, Oleaceae.
AUGUCGACUACCCCCGUGGAUAUAGAAGCAAAGUUUUGUGUUGGUAAUGAAGUUCGCCGUCAGCGUCGUCACCGCAGACGGCGGAGGAGACCCUCUAUGGCAUGCAGUAGCGAGACAACCACAGAUGGAAGCAGCUUUCGCUUUUCCGACACUGACUCGGACGACAACCGCACAUGGCAGUCUUCUGCCGCCGCCGAGGCUGUUGAGCAGCGUGAAAAAUGCAGCUUCUCUAAACGGGCCAAGGGCGUUCGCCGACAAAAAUUCAGUUGUCCGGUGAAUUCAGACUCAGAAGAGAUUGAUCUAGAAUCUGGUGAGUUGGAACUGAAAAUGCAGAACAAUUUAGAGGAAAAAAGAGUGACUCGAGACUGUAGAAUUUGCCAAUUGAGCUCGGAAGAAAAUGUAAAUUGCGAUUUGGGCCGAGGAGUUGAAGAAUUCGAUGAAGUUUUGAUUGAAUUGGGUUGUAACUGUAAAGGUGAUUUGGGAGCUGCUCACAAGAACUGUGCUGAAACCUGGUUCAAGAUCAAGGGAGACACAAUUUGCGAAAUCUGUGGUGCCACUGCACUGAACGUCGUUGGCGAGCAGGCAAUCAACAUAAACAUUGCAACCAAUGCAGCUUCAUUGGAAAUGCCUGUGAUCGUCAUCGAGACUGAAAGCGUCCAGCGUGGUCGUCGGCUUUUAAAUGUUCUACUUGCUUGCAUGGUUCUGGCCUUUAUCAUUUCUUGGCUUUUUCACUUUAAUGUUCUGACGUAA